UCGAUGGCAACGGAUUGGAUAACAGGCGCGCGCUUUGUUUUAUUAUCCACAUUAUCAGCGGCAUUAUUGUUAUUAUUGGCCCUCAGCGCUUUACCGCUCGCCCACGCGUCCGCCCGUGAAUGCCGCGCGGAAAAGUCGCUUUCCACUAGAUUGGCGUCCAGAUUCGAGGAAAUCCGUCAGCAGACGCAUUCGCGCCCGUUCGGUCAGCACUAAGGCUAAUAACCGUUCAAAUCGUUCAAAUCGUUAAAACCAUAAAAAUAAUAAUAAUAAUUGCAAUAACAAUAAACAUAGUAAUAAUCGUAACGCUUACGAGCCUUUGAUAGUGCCAAGGCAAGCGCAAUCCAAGUAUUCAAAUUCGAAUUCAAUUAACAGCAAAGUGCAAUUGGCUAAAAACCGAAACCAAAACGCAACAAAGUAUACGAAACACUUGUGAAAUCGUACAAACAAUUGUGGAAAAAUAUUUAAGAUUAUUAAGAUUGAAGUCUCAAUAAACAUUAGUGCUUAAAUAAAUUUUAAAACCACACGCGUGGAGAGUGCAAUAAAAAUAUUAACUUUUGAAAUAAAUAUUUACCAAGCAGAAAAAUAUUUUAUAAAUAUUUAAAUAAAUGAAAAACAAAUUGGUUACUUAAAAACAAAGAAAAUUCAAAUUGGUGCUAAAACAAACGAGAAAAAUUUUCAAGAAUAUUUCAAAAAUAAUAAGACAUAAUUAACUAUAAAAAACAAAAAUUAAUCAACAAAGACUUGGAGUGAAAAUACUAAUUAAAUCUUAAAAAAAAGUUUAACAAAAUUUGUUUAAAUCCAAAGAAGGCAAAGGAACAUCACAGAAAGCGACUAAAGUGAGGAAACACUCAAAUAAAAUCCGCCAAAAAUCGCAGAUCCCUGGAAACCAAUUCGUGUGAAAUCGGUCAAGCCCCCAACGACUUUUAGCCCGUCUCAGACGGAGCACCGCCAAGAUUCUCACCGCCAGCAGCGCAAUGAACUCGUACUUCGAGCAGGCCUCCGGCUUUUAUGGCCAUCCGCACCAGGCCACCGGAAUGGCGAUGGGCAGCGGUGGCCACCACGACCAGACGGCCAGUGCAGCGGCGGCCGCGUACAGGGGAUUCCCCCUCUCGCUGGGCAUGAGUCCCUAUGCCAACCACCAUCUGCAACGCACCACCCAGGACUCGCCCUACGAUGCCAGCAUCACGGCCGCCUGCAACAAGAUAUACGGCGAUGGAGCCGGAGCCUACAAACAGGACUGCCUGAAUAUCAAGGCGGAUGCGGUGAAUGGCUACAAGGACAUUUGGAACACGGGCGGCUCGAAUGGCGGCGGGGGUGGCGGCGGAGGUGGUGGUGGCGGCGGAGCGGGCGGAACAGGUGGAGCCGGCAAUGCCAAUGGCGGUAAUUCGGCCAAUGCAAACGGACAGAACAAUCCGGCGGGCGGCAUGCCCGUUAGACCCUCCGCCUGCACCCCAGAUUCCCGAGUGGGCGGCUACUUGGACACGUCGGGCGGCAGUCCCGUUAGCCAUCGCGGCGGCAGUGCCGGCGGUAAUGUGAGUGUCAGCGGCGGCAACGGCAACGCCGGGGGCGUACAGAGCGGCGUGGGCGUGGCCGGAGCGGGCACAGCCUGGAAUGCCAAUUGCACCAUCUCGGGCGCCGCUGCCCAAACGGCGGCCGCCAGCAGUUUACACCAGGCCAGCAAUCACACAUUCUACCCCUGGAUGGCUAUCGCAGGUGAGUGUCCUGAAGAUCCGACCAAAAGUAAGAUAAGAUCUGAUUUAACACAAUACGGCGGCAUAUCAACAGACAUGGGUAAGAGAUACUCAGAAUCUCUUGCGGGCUCACUUCUACCAGACUGGCUAGGUACAAAUGGUCUGCGAAGACGCGGCCGACAGACAUACACCCGCUACCAGACGCUCGAGCUGGAGAAGGAGUUCCACACGAAUCACUAUCUGACCCGCAGACGGAGAAUCGAGAUGGCGCACGCGCUGUGCCUGACGGAGCGGCAGAUCAAGAUCUGGUUCCAGAACCGGCGGAUGAAGCUGAAGAAGGAGAUCCAGGCGAUCAAGGAGCUGAACGAGCAGGAGAAGCAGGCGCAGGCCCAGAAGGCGGCGGCGGCAGCGGCUGCGGCGGCGGCGGUCCAAGGAGGACACUUAGAUCAGUAGAUCCUUAGAUCCGUAGAUCCUUAGAUCCGUAGGGUGUAUGUGGGAUUGGGCGUACUGACGCGGAGACAGAUACAAAGCAACUAUAUUGUAACAAAUGAACUAUUUACUUAAAUGAAUAAUAUUUAAAUAUUUUGAUGGUACUUGUGCGAAUACGAAACUUAACCUAAAUCGAACCUAAUGGAAUUAUUUCAAGCGUUUGAGCAGCAACCGAAAAUACGUAAAUGAAACAAAACUACAAACUAAUUAACUAGGCUAAGUAAAUAAAAAGUAGUAGUGGAAAGAGCGCAGAUUAUAAAACUACUUAGAAUUAAAUGAGCAAAACAAACAAUUUUAAUUUAGUUCCAAACGAAAUAAUUCAAGAGGAUUCGCUCGAAAUGGAAACCUCUGUCCUGCCUCUUUGUUGCUUACUGCUAUGUUUAAAUUAAUUUCGCGAAAAAUACUCAAAAAUUGAAACACAAAGAAAAGAAAAAAAUGAAUGUAUACCAUUAUAAUGUUGAAUGCGAGCAAAAUUCUGUUGAUAUUAAUUUUUUGGUAAAAACAUGUUCUAAACCAAUUUAAGAUAAGUAACGAAGGUUACAAAAACAAUAUGAAAACUAUUAAACUUUAACUUAAAUAUAAAUAGAAUUUGUUAGCCAAGUAAACAUAUUACGACACGAAGAACAAACGUUUUCGGGAGUAUCGAAUAUUUGAAUGUGUAUAGUUUGUGCUUAUUAAAUAAAAUAAUGCAAUUUUAGUUAA
Messenger RNA from Drosophila sechellia, 2882 nucleotides. It is a transcript of the gene Ubx, whose product is annotated as Ultrabithorax. Gene Ontology annotation, biological process: negative regulation of transcription by RNA polymerase II; anterior/posterior pattern specification. Gene Ontology annotation, molecular function: RNA polymerase II cis-regulatory region sequence-specific DNA binding; DNA-binding transcription factor activity, RNA polymerase II-specific. The transcript is spliced from 4 exons. Gene Ontology annotation, cellular component: nucleus. Lineage: Eukaryota; Metazoa; Arthropoda; Insecta; Diptera; Drosophilidae. Bases 975 to 2144 code for a protein of 389 amino acids. The record is from RefSeq and is a predicted model, not a curated record.